Drosophila yakuba is the source of this 2798-nucleotide messenger RNA. RefSeq names its product chitin deacetylase 8 (gene Cda9). Gene Ontology annotation, molecular function: hydrolase activity, acting on carbon-nitrogen (but not peptide) bonds. Gene Ontology annotation, biological process: carbohydrate metabolic process. Lineage: Eukaryota; Metazoa; Arthropoda; Insecta; Diptera; Drosophilidae. Bases 1493 to 2704 code for a protein of 403 amino acids. The record is from RefSeq and is a predicted model, not a curated record. The transcript has 3 exons.
UCAAUAUCCUUAGUGCACCGCCGUUCUUAUAGAGGGUAUUUAAAGUAAAACAUGUAUACUUGUGUCCUGAAUAAAUUCGCAUUCAUACUCCAGCCGCAAAUUGAGUUUGUUCGUUUGCUUGAUUUGAUUAGCCCAGAUUUGCUGGUCUCAGUGCUAUGCAAAUUAGUUGUGUGAUUAUCGCGAAAAUUGGCAAACAGAAGGCACCCCGAACUGGGGUGGAAUAACCGCCACCCUGUAAUAGUUUUCAGCUUCAGACGUGCGUGCGAAUUUUCUCUUUGGUCGCCUUCGGCACUUGGGAAAUCUUCCACGCAUAUGAGUUACGUUUUUAUUAGCCCCGGGAAAUUUGCAUUUUAGAGCAGUUUCGGUCACGUGAGCAGGUUUGAUUAGGGCACAUAUGUGUCCUUGGUUGUGAGUUGGUGUUGGGGGUGAGGUUUCGUUAUCCUUUCCUUUGAUUUCACACCCCAACGCCCUUGCCUAGUGCUGCUCUUCCUAAUGAGAGAUGAUGAACGAGCGAUGCUCACCACGCUGUCAAUCAGAUUUCAGUAAAGCAGGCAGCAGUCUCAAUCUUCAUUAAAAUCCAUCGUGAAGAUGGUUGGGAAUAAAACAAAAACCCUACCAUCGAACUCACUCAAACAUGUUGCAUUGCCCCUACAACAACGGAGUGUCGGUGGGCCGAGUGUCGAGGCUUUCCACCCACUUUUUCCGCCCGCUUUUCCGAGAGUCCUUUCGGCUGGCUGGCGGUUGGUUGGCCACGUUUGCGGCUCCUAGCCGCGAUGGCAACGCCCAGGAACGUGACCAAAUCGCAUUCGGGGCGUGCACCCCGAGUAAUCGGGAAACGGAUGUCUGACUCCUCCGACUCCUCCAGCUCCUUCGACUCCUUUCGCCCCCAAGAGGGAAUUGCAGAUUUUUCCUCAAUCUUGUAUUGACUUUUUGCCACUGCCUGCCGGGAUUUGAGGCCCUCCACCCGCCGUAUGAUUGGCUGGGGGUCUAAGAGUUCCUUGUGCUUUGUUUUUGAGAGCUUCCUGUCGCUGUUGUGAAAAGUUUCUGAAGCACUUGUUUACGAUUUGAAGUGUAUUUUCCUGGCUGACUGGUGGGAGAAGGGGUCUGUCAUAAUUUGGGCUGCAGUCGGUGCCCAUCGAUUGCGAUCUCCGGCAAGUGUGAAAAGUUUUCCACUUCAACUCGGCAAAUCUCAGCUGCUAAGUUCUUUGGUUAUGCUAAUGAGACAAACUUUGGCCACUCCGAUCUUUGGCAUGUCUAUAAUUGAAAGUUCUGUCCCAUUCUGUCUUCUGGUUGAAUAAAGUUGGUAGUGCUCUGCGGAUGAAACAAGGUCACUUAGGGAAACUCCACCCAAUUGAGACACACCUGCUGUGCUGAACAAGCAAAUCAUAUUUGGAGCCCCAAAAAUCUGAUAAGAUAUCACCUUUCCCACGAAGGUUAUAUAUAAGAAGCCCAUCGAUGCUCGAUGGCUGUGCAUAGAGCUUUCUAGCCCAGCAUGAAGUACUCCACCUUGCUAAUUCUGGGUCUCAUCUUGGCCCUGGCCUUCACCAGCCAGGCCAAGUCCAAGUCCAAGAAGCAGAAGAAUAAGCAAAAGCAGUUGGCCCAGCAGGAGUCGAUCCUGCCAAUGUCCGAGCCCUGCAAACCGAGCAAGUGCAAACUGCCCGAUUGUCGCUGCUCCGAUGCCGUUUUACCCACAUCCAAGUUCCAGGGCAAAGAACGCGAGAUUCCGCAGUUUGUUACCAUCACUUUCGAUGAUGCUGUAAAUGCUGUCAACUUCGCCCAGUAUGAGCUGCUCUUUGAGGGAUUGGUCAAUCCAGAUGGAUGUGGAGCCGCUGGAACCUUCUUUCUGUCCCACGAGUACACGGAUUACGCGAGGGUGAAUGCACUCUACAGGGCAGGUCACGAGAUAGCCCUGCAUUCGGUGACCCAUGGAGAUGGCACCGAUUACUGGCGAUCGGCAGAUGUGGCCACCAUAGAGCGAGAGUUCGGAGCGCAGCUCAAAAUGUUGGAGACCUUUGCCAAAGUGGAUGCCAAGAAGAUUCAGGGAAUGCGUCUGCCUUUCCUCCAAAUUUCCGGCAAUAACACCUUCGAAGCAGCCCGUCGCUUGGGCUUGACCUACGACAGCUCCUGGCCAACGCAAAAGUUCAAGGAUCCGGCCAUGUGGCCCUACACCCUGGACUACAGGUCGCAGCAGGACUGCCAGAUAGGACCCUGUCCGGAGGCAUCCAUUCCCGGAUUCUGGGUAAAUCCCAUGGUCACAUGGACCGAUACUGAGGGCUACAGUUGCUCCAUGAUCGAUGCUUGCGUUUACCCGCCGGAGGACGACGUGGACGAGCUGUUCGACUGGAUGAUGGAGAACUUCAACAGGCACUAUCUGGGCAAUAGAGCUCCAUUCGGGAUGUAUCUGCAUGCUGCUUGGUUUUCGCGUGGUCGCAAUUACUUUGCUGCCUUUAAAAAAUUCAUUAACCACCUGAACACAUAUUCGGAUGUGUAUUUCACGGGAAUUUCGCGAAUGUUGGAGUACGUGAGAAAGCCCACGCUGGGAACUCCGUUCAAGGACUGCCCCGAUUUGCCGGAGGCGGAGUGUCGAGCAGUCCAGUGCCAUGUCCAGAAGAUGUCCACCGGCGAGGAGCGCUACAUGACCGUCUGCGACAAGUGCCCCUCCGUCUAUCCCUGGCUGGACAAUCCUCUGGGUCAGCAGCUCUAAGCCCGCCAGCCAUUCGCCCAUAAAGCGUGUACACUGAAAAUAAUAAAGUGAAGUUUUUGAAUAGAAAAACAGGUCUCUGCUUGCGCAUGCAACG